Messenger RNA from Rhipicephalus microplus (southern cattle tick), 498 nucleotides. RefSeq lists its product as uncharacterized. The record is from RefSeq and is a predicted model, not a curated record. NCBI's taxonomy places the organism in Eukaryota, Metazoa, Arthropoda, Arachnida, Ixodida, Ixodidae.
CUGAGUGGCAGCCCUGAGGUGUUCACACUUCCCGUCAAUGUGAACAUGAGGCGGAAGCGUGCAACAAGGAAUGUGUCUCCUCUUGUUCUACCGGAAUCGUUGCCGGAACACCUUACGGAGAGAUUAGAACAGGAGCCUGAAAGUGACAAAGUUGAUGAAUCGAACGACAAAGAUGAUGAAUCAGACGAGUCUGACUAUGGCGAGGACACGGGGGGUGCCACAGAAAUCCCCAGUGCUCGAGCACCGACAGUGCCGCUUUUCCCGAGCCCAGACUUGGCAGCCUACAGGCGCAUCAUCCACGAGGAGAUGGCCAGGUGUUACGGUGCACACAUAGUGUCAGCAGUCUCAACAGCCGAUUCUCCGGCAAGCACAGGUGAGCAUACUAGUAAUUAUAGACUGUGAUGGACACUGUGGAACAGUUUAACCUCCACUAUAACGGAAUUGUCUGUAUAACAAACUACAGAAGGCUUUCAGUAAACGGGAAAUCUGUUGAAUGGA